This is a messenger RNA of Cladocopium goreaui, 1749 nucleotides long. Lineage: Eukaryota; Dinophyceae; Suessiales; Symbiodiniaceae. The record is from the annotation of a GenBank genome assembly.
AUGGUGAGGUCGCGCGCACAGAAGGCUGAGAAUGACAGCAAGGGAAAGGUGCUCUUCGGCCCCUCAUCUGGAAUUCAAGUCCAUUUGGCAAGAAGUGACGCUGAAGAGGACCUCAAAGAUUUCACGCCCAGCGAAAAGGUGGCGCAGAAGCAGGAACGCGGGGAAGAGCAAGAGCUCCAAUUUCGAGAAGCCUUGGAGUCGGAGGUGCAAAGCCUUCACGCUGACAUGGAAGCAAGAGCGAAAUUUGAGGCGGGCACCCUAGCAGCUCAACUUCGUGCGGAAGCUGAGGAUUCUGGUGAGGCCGCCAGCCGCGCGCUGGCGCGGCUAGUGGCGUGGCGCGAGGCGGCAGACCCGCGAAGGCAGUGGCUCGCGGAGGUGGUUCCAAUCGCCAGAAGUUGCGCCCAGAUCCGAGCAGCUGCUGAGUUUAUCAAGGUGUGUAAAACGCCGCCUGAGCCACCGCACUCCUUGGGCGCAGCAUUGAGCGCUGUGCAGAAGCAGCUUGGGACGCUGGAAAGCCAGGCAGAACGCGCUGCUUCGGGAGCGGAGUCUCCACGGGAAGGUCAACUGCCACAAGUCUUUCAGAAGCUGCAAAAUGCGCUCAAGGCCUUGGCAGAGCUGAAAGUGACCUACCCGGACAUGCCCCGAUCGCCGCACAGAAAUUCACCCAUGGCCUUCCUUGAAAGGAAGUUGUAUGGAAGGGAAGAAGAGGCCGAUGCAGAGGCCACAGCCGAAGCGUCCGAAGCUGAAGGGUCAAGGUAUUCCUGGCGCGCUCAGUUGGCUGCCUUGGCCUCCGCCGGUUUUUACGCGGUGGCGCCCGACCUGCGUGGCUUUGGCGCCACGGAGUCGCCCAAAGAGGUGGCGUCCUUCGAUUGCGAAUGCAUUGGCAAUGACAUGUUGGCGCUGCUGAAAGUGCUGGGACGCUCAUGCUAUGCGCUGGUGGGCCACGAUUGGGGAGCUAUUCUGGCCUGGCACUUGGGAUGUUUGUUUCCAGAGGCCUUUCCAAGGCUGUGUGUUAUGAGCGUCCCUCCCGUGACCCUGGUGGCAAAGGUCCCACCGGUGGAUCGCAUGUCGCAGCAGUAUGGCGAGGAUUUCUACUACAUCCUGUACCACAACGAGUACCAGGACUACGGAAAGCCAUGGCCCAUUGACGACCCAGCAGCCUUUACGGGCCCCGCAGAGAAAGAAUAUGAAGCAGACGUCGAAGGGUUCUUGAAGCGAUUGUAUCUCUCUGGCGCCCUUUCGACCAGCGAGGUCAAGGCAAUGACCCUUGAGGCGCCGCCAUGUCAAGAUCCAAAACGCUCUGCUGGCGGUCAACUCGACAGAUUGCCACUGUGCACAUCCUUGCCAUCUUGGAUGCCUCAAGAAGCUUUGGAUCGCUUUGUGGAAGCUUUCAAAGCUUCGGGUUUCCGUGGCGGCAUCAAUUACUACAGGUGCUUGAAUCGAAACUGGCAGAAAACGAAGAGUGCCUUCCAGAAAGCCGGUGGCAAGAUCAAGCAACCCACCUUCUUCAUCGGAGGUGAAUUGGAUCCAGUGAUUAAGACCUACGGUGGGCCUGAAGCCACCGCAACCAUGGUCUCCAAGGUGUGCUCCGACUUGCGGGGUUGUUGUUUCAUUGCGGAUUGUGGUCACUGGAAUACUCAAGAGAAGCCGCACGAGACCAAUCAAGCUUUGCUGCGAUUUCUGGAGAGCACCCGCGACCUCCCAGAUCUCCCAGGUCUCCCAGAUCUCCCAGGCCGCAGUCGACUCUGA